Molecule: messenger RNA, 3067 nt
Organism: Dreissena polymorpha
Lineage: Eukaryota; Metazoa; Mollusca; Bivalvia; Myida; Dreissenidae
Product: lysine--tRNA ligase-like
Exons: 15
Coding region: 93-1940 (615 amino acids)
Biological process (GO): lysyl-tRNA aminoacylation
Cellular component (GO): cytoplasm; aminoacyl-tRNA synthetase multienzyme complex; cytosol
Molecular function (GO): lysine-tRNA ligase activity; ATP binding; tRNA binding
Source: RefSeq, a predicted model, not a curated record
UUUAGCAAUGCCAAUGCGACUGUUGAUAAAACACAAUGUAAAUAUAUAUUUCAGUGUUUAAUUGUAUUAUUUUACGCAGAUUCAUAGUAAUUAUGGCACUACAUAAAGCAAGGUUCCUAUGGACAUACUGUUUUCAAAGACAUCUUAUCAAGCUGUGUGCUAAGAAUGUGUUCAUUCGAAAAAAUCUCUUGUCUGACAUGUUAAAAGUACAGCAAUCCAGUUACACAUCGGACACCAGCAACCAUAAAGGUGAACAGAAGAGAAGACAGAAGGAGGAAAAGAAGGCCAAGGAAAAGGCUGAGAAGUUGGCGGCACAAGCCAAAGAGGAGCAGGAAAAGACUGUAAAGACAAAUGAUGAAGAUAUUGAUCCUAAUGAAUACUUCAAGCUUAGAUCAAGAGCAGUUGCAAUUCUCAAAGAACAAAAUGACAACCCGUACCCACACAAGUUCCAUGUACAGUUGUCACUCGUCUCUUUCAUAGAAAAGUAUGGCAAUAUCAGUGAUGGCACUAUACUUGAGGAUACCACUGUUACUGUAUCAGGAAGGAUUCAUUCUAGAAGAGAAAGUGGGGCCAAAUUACUUUUCUAUGAUUUGAGAGCGGAAGAUGUUAAAAUCCAGAUAAUGGCAAAUGCAAAAUAUUACGCCUCUGAAGAGGAGUUUUCAAAGAUGAUUGAGAAGGUGAAGAGAGGAGACAUUGUUGGCAUAGAGGGACACCCAGGAAAGACGAAGAAAGGAGAAUUGAGUAUAAUCCCAAAGAAAAUCGUGUUGCUGUCCCCUUGCCUUCACCAGCUGCCUUCUCUACACUUCGGAGUUAAGGACAAGGAGACAAGAUUUCGCCAGAGGUAUUUAGAUCUUAUCAUCAACAGUUCGACACGGCACAAGUUUAUUACGCGUGCCAAGAUUUUCAACUUCCUCCGUAGAUAUUUUGAUCAGCUGGGAUUCUUGGAGGUGGAGACGCCCAUGAUGAACAUGAUCCCAGGUGGCGCCGUGGCCAAGCCAUUCAUCACUUACCACAAUGACCUCAACAUGGACCUCUACAUGAGGAUAGCUCCCGAGCUCUACCUCAAGAUGUUGGUAAUCGGAGGCCUAGACAGGGUAUAUGAAAUAGGGAAACAGUUCCGAAAUGAAGGCAUUGAUCUGACCCACAACCCAGAGUUCACAACAAUCGAGUUCUACAUGGCAUACGCAGACUAUAAUGAUUUGAUUGGCUUGACAGAAGCCUUUUUCGCAGGUUUGGUGAAGGAGCUCACAGGAGGUUACAAGAUAAAGUAUCACCCAGAGGGACCGGAAGGUCCGGAGUGGGAGAUCGACUUCACUCCACCGUUCAGACGGGUCAGCAUGAUUGAUGAGCUUGAAAAGAAGCUGAAUGUCAAGUUUCCAGACCCUGUCAACCUCCAGUCAGAAGAGGCCCGCUCAUUCUUAGAUACCCUGUGUGUCAACAACAAUGUGGAGUGUCCGGCCCCUAGAACCUCUGCCAGAUUGUUAGACAAGUUGGUUGGAGAGUUUAUAGAAGAGUACUGUAUUAAUCCUGCCUUCAUCAUGGAACAUCCCCAGGUCAUGAGUCCCUUGGCAAAAUGGCAUAGAUCGCGUCCCGGUUUAACAGAGAGGUUUGAGUUGUUUGUGUGCAAGAAGGAGAUCUGUAAUGGCUACACAGAGUUGAACGACCCUGUGAUACAGAGGGAACGCUUCCAGCAGCAGGCCAAGGACAAGGCGGCCGGUGAUGAUGAGGCUAUGUUUGUGGACGAGACUUUCUGCACGUCCCUGGAGUAUGGACUGCCCCCCACUGCCGGGUGUGGGAUUGGCCUGGACAGACUUACCAUGUUCCUCACCGACUCCAACAACAUCAAGGAGGUGCUACUAUUCCCAGCCAUGAAACCAGAUGACAACACUGUCAAGGCCGCGGAAAAUGCUCCUGAAACCAAGGGAAACCCAGCAUCAUAACACCAGCGGAAACCAUACGAAAACACUCAAGACGCUGGAAAAUGCCGCUGAAAUCAAGGAAACCCAGCCUUAUAACAACAGCCUGCAUCUGGUCACCAUGGAGAUUUGUGUAUUACUCAAAUACUUGGACAUAACAAAAAACGUUCUCUGUGAUUGCACAAUAGUGCUGCUAAUCUGUAUGUCUUCAUUGUGUGUUACAUAUUGCAAACAAUGAAGCUUCAUAAACUCUGUCAUACAUAACAUAUCUUUCAUUGAACUAAAACGUUUGUUUUGCCUCCUAUAUUUUGGUGUUUAUUUAUAUGGCAUGCAUUUUUGGUGAAAUAUUUAUUGGUGAUAAAACUUAGUCCCUUCAAAUGCCAUUGACUAGCAGUAGGUAAACGAAUAUACAUUUUGUUAUUUGGUGGCUUUUGGUGUUUACAUUCAUUCUCCACUACAUGUUUUAUGUAUCACAUUUGCACAAUGACACCUUUAUAAUAAAUUUGUUAUGUUCUAUAUUAGCACUUUAAAAUAGAAAAUGUGUCAUAGUUAUGAUCUUGUACUGUAUUUAAAAUAUUUGAACAUACCCAUCUUGGUCUUUAUAAUAAAAAAUAAUUAUACAAUUUAUGUAGAAAAAGAAAUGUUUGACAACAGGCACACUGCCAAAAACAGUAGUUGUUAUUGUUUUCUGCAAUUUUUAUUCUUCUUUAAAUGUGUGAUCAAAUAGCAUAUUAUACAUGUUAUUGUAUGAAAAAAAUGACAAAACAACAUUUAAUAUUCCAUCACUAUGUUGAAGUAAUAAUGCGUUGAUUGGUAUAAAAAAAAAUUAUCAUGAUUAUACAUUUAAAUCUGGCAAUGCAAUGUAAAAAAAAUGAACAUUAAAUGAAUGAGUUAAAUUUAUUUAUUCACAUAUUUAUAAUGAUUUAUUUAUAUUAUUAAUAAAUUUUCGGCCCAAAGUGAUUAGUGGUAGUAACAAGAGUGAGUAAUAGUUGUACCAGAAAGCUCAAUGUUUGUUUGUAAACUUGAUUUGUUGUGUUAAUGCUUCUGUUACAAAUUUAAAUGUUCGGUAAGAAGUUGGUUACCAAUUCAAAUUGAAUCAUGUAUUCAGAUAUUUAUUGCUUUUCAAACCAAAAUAAACAUCUUCAAAAGUA